Messenger RNA from Guillardia theta CCMP2712, 361 nucleotides. RefSeq lists its product as hypothetical. The record is from RefSeq and is a predicted model, not a curated record. Gene Ontology annotation, cellular component: mitochondrial matrix. Gene Ontology annotation, molecular function: protein-folding chaperone binding; protein folding chaperone; metal ion binding. The transcript has a single exon. Lineage: Eukaryota; Cryptophyceae; Pyrenomonadales; Geminigeraceae. The coding region runs from base 23 to 322 and encodes 99 amino acids.
GUCGUCCUCAACCUCUGUUGCCAUGGCAGCCCGCCGCCUCAAGCCUCUCCUCGACCGCGUUCUCGUCCAGCGCCUCGAGACUGCCACCAAGAUAGGAAGCGUGUACCUCCCUGACACAGCGCAGAGCAAGACCCACCAGGGAACUGUCCUUGCCACUGGACCAGGGGCAAGGACAACCGCCGGGGAAACUAUCCCCAUGUCUGUGAAGGAGGGAGAUACGGUGUUGUUGCCGGAGUAUGGAGGGGACAAGGUGAAGAUCGACGACAAGGAGUAUCUUCUCCUGCGCGAGACUGAGAUUCUAGGAGUUCUGGACACGAAGUAGUUGUUGGUGUCUCGGUGAAAGAGUAAAGGUUGCACGAGA